AUGGAUCCCGCUCUAACCAACCUCUUGGAGGUGCGCAUCUAUGGUCUGAACAAGAGCAUCACAUCUGAGGCGCUGGGCGACUUCCUCGGCACGGGCGGAGUGAACGUUCGCGGCAUCACCAUGCACCCACAGGUCAAGGGCUUCUUCCAGUGGGCUCAAGUCUAUGUCGCCAGCGAGCCCGAAAUGGCCAGCCUUCUCGCGCUCCGCGAUGCGCUUGCUGCCAAUGGAAUGACCGCCGCGGUCGCCUCGCCCGCCUUUGGCUCGCCUUCCCUCUACGGCAAGACUGACCCUGCCGCGUCACUCCCCCGCAACCUCUACAUUCUCAACCUUCCUCUCGACCUCGCUCAAGUCGAGUUCAAGGCGCUGUUCACCCCUUUCGGUGAGGUCGAGCACUCCAUCCUCCUUUCGCAGCUGGACGGUAUGGGCCGCCGCCGCGGCUUCGUCCUCAUGGCGAGCCACCGCGAGGCGAUCGAGGUCAUGCACCAGAUGCACGGCAAGUGGAUCGAUGGCUUCAAACUCGACCUCACGUGGGCGCUCGUUCAGCGCGAGGCCAAGACCUCGGCGACCAGCACCCUUCCCAACCGUGUCGUCCACCCGCCUGCUGUCUCUCGCCGCGCCGAACCUACCCCCGAGUGUUCCGUACUCGUUGAGGACUUGGACCCGUUCCUCUUCCCCGACACCGAGUCUAUCAGUGCCAUCUUCCAGAUGUUCGGCCCUAUCCACCGCGUCGUCAAGCUCGCCGACUCGUCGGUCCUCAUCCAGUUUGAGAACGUCAUCUCGGCCAUGUCCAUUGUUGCCGCCAAUGGUCUCAAGCUCGGUAACCGCGUCUUAGCUGCUCGUCCCCUCUGUGGCUCCGGCCCUGCUGUCUCCACCUUUGACCCUUUCCUCGACGGUUCAGCCAGCUGGAUGGACGACAUCCACAAGAAGCACCAGCAGCUGCCCAUCACCCCGCAGUCAUCGUUUGGAGUUACGCGUCUCAACGCGCAGUCGCAGCCCUUUGUUCCAAACUUCAGCAAGUCGAGUGUCGAGUCCAAGGCGCUUGCCAACUUCAAAAUGAGCACGCCGCCCAAGUCUCCCUCGCCCAACGAGCAGCUCCGUAGCAAGAUGGACAGCAUGUCCAUGAGCAGGCUCUCUGACCGCUCGCACGCCACCAGCGAGGCCGUCACGGCCGACGAUGGCUCUAACAAGCUCUAA
This is a messenger RNA of Apiotrichum porosum, 1194 nucleotides long. RefSeq lists its product as uncharacterized. The record is from RefSeq and is a predicted model, not a curated record. Gene Ontology annotation, cellular component: nucleus; cytoplasmic stress granule; cytosol. Lineage: Eukaryota; Fungi; Basidiomycota; Tremellomycetes; Trichosporonales; Trichosporonaceae. Gene Ontology annotation, molecular function: poly(U) RNA binding; poly(A) binding; mRNA 3'-UTR binding. The coding region runs from base 1 to 1194 and encodes 397 amino acids. The transcript is spliced from 8 exons.